Molecule: messenger RNA, 1536 nt
Organism: Monoraphidium neglectum
Lineage: Eukaryota; Viridiplantae; Chlorophyta; Chlorophyceae; Sphaeropleales; Selenastraceae
Exons: 3
Coding region: 1-1536 (511 amino acids)
Molecular function (GO): nucleic acid binding
Source: RefSeq, a predicted model, not a curated record
AUGGAUACCUCAGAGGGCGCCGACGACCCCGGGGGCCGCUACUACAACUGCCAGCAGCGGGUGGCGCUCGCGUUUGCGCACGUGCUCCAGGAGCACCCGGAGCUCACCAUGUCGCAGGCACUGGAGCGCGUCUGGAAGGAGGAGUGGGGGCCGGUUCCCAAGAGUGCGGCCAGGCACUGCAAGAAGUGGCGGGAGCGCUUGGAGUCAGAGGCGGGUGUUGAGGACGCCGCCGGGCGCGGCCGCAAGGUGAAGCUGCCCGACGAGGUGGCCACUGAGGCGGCCAAGCUCGUCAAGGCGGGGUUUGAGGUCAGGCCUGUGCGUGGCAGUCAAAGCCUGCCGGCGCGCCGCAACGGCUUCCACACCAUCGGCGACGCCAUUCGCCGGGUCCCCAGGCUGAAGGAGAUCCUGGACAAUUAUGACAUCACCGCUGACCACCUCCUGCGCCGCAUGCACGCGGUCGAUCCGGGGCUGCACUGGGGCAGGGUGGAUGUCAAGGCCGCGCUGACCGACGCACACAAGCUCACUCGCCUGACCUAUGCACGCAAGGUGCUGGCCUUGAUAGCCCAGGAUCCCAGUUUCCUGGACUUUGUUGUGUGGGUGGACGAGGUCAAGAUCUGGCUGUUCUCAGGGAAGGCCUCGGACGUGCAUGUGUGGUGUGACGCGCAUGAUCAGGGGGUGCGGCUGGUGGUGCCUGGCUGCGGCACGGUCGGCGGCAAACCUGUCAUUGUGGCCCUUUACGCCGCCGUCAACGCCAAGCUGGGUCUGGUGGGCUGGCAGUACACCUACCCCACCACCGGCUUCCCUGACAAGUGGCAGCAGCGGGCGUACGGGCGCAUCGCUGGCGCCGCAGAGCGCAGGGACACAGAUUACAAGCGGCACACGCGCACGGGCCCCGGCAAAGUGGCGGGGCCCAUCGACCUGCACGGCCAAGCCGGCGGCGGCAUUCCAGAAGUCCAGUUGGCCGUGCCAAAAUGGCAGUUUGGGCUGGGGCACAAAGGCACCGUGUGGGCAGAGGCUAUCCAAGUGCCGCCGGAGAGCGAGAAGCAGAAGGCGCCGCGCGCGGAGGAUUUUGUGGACAUCAUCAAGGUGCUGGCGCUGCAGGCAGAGCGGCAAUUGCGGCUGGCUGGCAUACAGCACGCGCCCGUCAUGUCGUUUGACAACGCCAGCAUCCACAACACCGAGGCCGUGGCGGCGGCGCUGCCGCCACACAUCGAGCGCCUGACGCUUCCCGCGCGCAGCCCUGACCUGCACAAGGUCAUAGAGCACACCUUUGGCCGCCUGAAGCCUGCGGUCUGCAAUGCUGUCUUCGAUGCCUGCUAUGAGAAGGGUGCCGCGGAGCUGCUGCCUGCGGAGGUGCGGCGCAUCGUGGAGGGGUGCCUGGUUCAAGUGACAGCCGCGGAGACGAUCGCGCGCGACGUUGCGUCGCUCAAGACCACCUUGCAAAUUGUUUCACAUGAUAAGGACACUGUGUUCCUGGUGGGGGAGAAGGAGUUUGUGGGCACUGGCGGCGACUGGGCGCCGCGGCGGUGGCGGUGA